Molecule: messenger RNA, 769 nt
Organism: Zeugodacus cucurbitae (melon fly)
Lineage: Eukaryota; Metazoa; Arthropoda; Insecta; Diptera; Tephritidae
Product: dynein regulatory complex protein 8
Exons: 4
Coding region: 149-721 (190 amino acids)
Molecular function (GO): calcium ion binding
Source: RefSeq, a predicted model, not a curated record
AAACAAUUGUCAAUAAUAAAAAAAAAGUUGUGUAAAAAAAUUGUAAAAUUAAAAGAGUUGUAAAAGAGUAAAAAGUUAAAAGCUAUAAUACAAUAAAAAUUUGUAGUAAACUAAUUAUAAUUAUUAUAUUCGACCAACAGCUUAAAUCAUGGAGGUUGCUAUACCCAUUAACAAUGAGCUGGAACAACGCAUCUCCGAUGCCUUCUGCAUAUUCGAUCAUCACGGCGACAAGCGCAUUGACAUACGUGAAGUGGGCACUGUCUUGCGCUUUCUCGGCUGUGUGCCUACCGAGCAGGAGAUAAACGAGGUGAUAGCGGCGACUGAAAUGGAGGAGUCCGCGGGAGAUGUGCAUCUCUCAAAGUUUAUGCCGUAUGUGGCGCAAUUGUUGGCGGAACGGAAAAUGGAACCCGCAUCACCGGAGAAAAUUCUCGCCGCCUUUCAAGUGUUGGAUCCAGAGCAGAAAACCUACAUCACAAAAGAGUAUAUGAGCAAGGUGAUGAUGGAGGAGGGUGAACCCUUCACACAGGAGGAGCUCGAUGAAAUGCUUGCUGUGGCCAUUGAUCCCAUCACUGGCAAUAUACCGUAUGAGUUUUAUAUCAAUCAACUGAUGCAUGCACCAGAUUAUUCAAUUUAUGAACUUGCUGCUAAAUAUUGUACUAUGAGACCGAAAGAGGCAAAACGCGGCUCCAAAUGGACCGGCAGUCGAAUUAGUCUGAGAUAAAGUUUAAUUUUUUAUUUUUUUUUUAUUAAAAUAGUAAAAACAAAAUUU